UAUUUGUAUAUGUAUGAAUAUUCGCAUUAUAUGCAUGAAUUAAAACUUGUGGCGUUGGCAGCACUUGAAUAAAAAAUUGCGACAUUUGAGAGUCAAUUCUCAUGUCAAUAAAUCUCUUUUACGUAGCAUUGUUUCGUGUCACUUUUUUAGUCGUAAAGGAACGUCAAACAGAAAAAAAGAAGUCAACGAAAAUUAAAUAGAAUUACCAAGUAAAUCAAAGAAGGAAAAGCAAAAUAGUGUAGCGAAAUUCUGAAUAUAUAUAUACAUAUAUAAAAGAUUUAAGCCUAUUUAUGUUAAAUUUUGUCGUUAUUAAUAUUUUUGAGUUAACUUUUAAAAGUCAUAACACAAAAAAAAUAAACACGGUGUAUUGUUGUUUUUAUAAUUGAAGAAUUAAAGAGCAAACAGCAGCCAUAGCGUAAACACAGUGGAACGAAUUUGUGCUUUUAAAGAGGCCUUAAUUUUAAAUAAAUAUAUAAACUUAAAAAGAAAAAGCACAUAUAUCUGAUUAAUAUGAAUCGCAGUGAUGGCUUGGUUAGACGUACAGUUAAGACGCGCGACAAUGGUGAAGGUGGAGCCACAGGCAAUGCAAAUACGCCAGAUGAUAAUGAAAGUAUAAACGAUGGCUAUAAAGAUCAGGAGGACAAUGUUGACGAUGGUGAUUCUAAAGAAACGCGCUUAACACUUAUGGAAGAAGUACUGCUGUUGGGCUUAAAAGACAAAGAGGGUUACACAUCAUUUUGGAAUGACUGUAUAUCGAGUGGUUUACGUGGUUGCAUAUUAAUUGAACUCGGCUUGCGCGGUCGCGUAAUGAUCGAAAAAUCUGGUAUGCGCAGACGUGGGUUAUGCACAAGUAGAAAACUGAUAUUAAAAUCAGAUCAACAAACCGGUGAUGUAUUACUUGAUGAAGCUCUUAAACACAUCAAAGAAACUAAUCCCCCAGAAACUGUUCAAAGCUGGAUCGAAUACCUAAGCGGUGAAACAUGGAAUCCAUUAAAAUUGCGUUAUCAACUUAAAAAUGUACGAGAACGCUUGGCUAAGAAUUUAGUGGAGAAAGGUGUGCUUACAACGGAAAAACAAAAUUUUUUGUUAUUUGAUAUGACCACGCAUCCUUUAAGUGACAACGUUGUGAAGUUACGUUUAGUCAAAAAGAUACAAGAUGCAGUUCUGUCGAAAUGGGUGAAUGAUCCUCAGCGCAUGGAUAAACGUAUGUUAGCUUUAAUAUUUUUAGCGCAUGCGAGUGAUGUUAUAGAGAAUGCAUUCGCUCCUUUAAACGAUGAUGAUUAUGAAGUGGCCAUGAAACGUGUGAGAGAACUAUUGGAUUUAGAUUUCGAAGGAGAAGCUGCUAAGCCAAAUGCUAAUGAAAUAUUAUGGGCAGUUUUUAUGGCUUUCACCAAAUAAAAUAAAAACUAAAUGCGGCAGUCACUUCACCAGCGAAGCGAAGACAAUUGCCAAUGAAGCACUUUAUUUUCUAUCAACUGCAAUUUAUUAUUGUCAUAUUAUUAUUUUUUAAUCUAAAUCAUAUAAAAUAUUGACUUUUAUUUUAUAUAUAUAUAUAUUAUACAUCAUGUUUUAUAAUUGUUAUAAACAAUAAUUAAUAUACAAAUGUAGUUUAAUAAUAGGUAAUAAUAUUAUAUAUCAAAUAUUUUGAAAGAUUUAGAUUUGCGCCCAUU
Molecule: messenger RNA, 1670 nt
Organism: Teleopsis dalmanni
Lineage: Eukaryota; Metazoa; Arthropoda; Insecta; Diptera; Diopsidae
Gene: sau
Product: Golgi phosphoprotein 3 homolog sauron
Exons: 5
Coding region: 511-1398 (295 amino acids)
Biological process (GO): retrograde vesicle-mediated transport, Golgi to endoplasmic reticulum; Golgi to plasma membrane protein transport; Golgi vesicle budding
Cellular component (GO): cytosol; trans-Golgi network; Golgi cisterna
Molecular function (GO): phosphatidylinositol-4-phosphate binding
Source: RefSeq, a predicted model, not a curated record